Messenger RNA from Parasteatoda tepidariorum (common house spider), 2599 nucleotides. The record is from RefSeq and is a predicted model, not a curated record. NCBI's taxonomy places the organism in Eukaryota, Metazoa, Arthropoda, Arachnida, Araneae, Theridiidae.
UCAAAUCUAUGGUUUAUAACUUACUGUCAAAUAUAUUAAUUAAAAAACAUUUUUGAGAAUUUUAUAUUUUCUUUUUGUUCUUCGUUCGAAAGAAUAACUGAAACGACGAUUGUAUGCAGCAGACAAAGAGUAGUAAUUAUGUUGAAGCACUACUUAGGAAUAACAGACUACAUAGUUAUCGGUUUUUCGCUGUUAAUAUCUGCAGGCAUUGGUGUUGCUGUUAAAUAUUAUGGAAGCCAAAAAACAGCAAAAGAUUAUUUACUGGCCGGCGGGAAAAUGGCAAAACUUCCAGUUAUAUUAUCAAUUGCUGCAACUGUAACUUCCCCAAUAUCAGUGAUUGGGGCUCCUUCUGAAGUAUAUAGAUACGGUUUGAAAUAUAUUAUAACAUUUCUUGUUAUGCCUUUUGGUAUGUUUUUGGCUUCUUUACUCUUUAUACCUGUUUACUAUCAAUGUGGAGUAUCAACUGUGAAUGAGUUUCUUGAGAUGCGCUUUGGAAAAAUUAUCAAGUGGAUACUUUCAACAUUCUUCCUUCUGCAAAUGAUGCUUUUUAUGUCAGUUGCUCUUUACGGAGCAGUUUUAGCCUUAAGUGCAGUAUCAGAUUUAUCGUUUGGAACGUCAAUUGUAUCAUUGGGAGCCAUCUGCACUUUAUAUUGUUUCCUGGGUGGUUUGAAAGCUGUAUUAUGGACAGAUGUCUUCCAAAUCAUUCUUAUGUUGAUCUGUAUUCUGUCCUUCUUCAUUACCGGUAUUCAAGAUGCAGGUGGUGUAUCCAACAUUUAUGAAAAAGCAAAGGCAGGGCACAGACUUGAUGAUAUUUUCAAUCCUCGUCUGGAUUUCAUGGAAAGAUUCAACUUUUGGAGUUGUAUUAUACGUGGGAUAACGAUAGGAUGUACAAUAUUUGGUACAAAUCAGCUUGAUGUGCAAAGGAUACUUAGUUUGAGUAAUGUUGACAGAGCGAAGUCAACUCUGAGAAUGAGUGCGAUUCCAACUUUCUUCUUGUAUGCCUUGUGUCAAGUUUUUGGUAUUGUUUUGUAUGGAAUUUAUCAUGACUGUGAUCCAAUAUUAGAUAAAGAGCAUUCAGGGUUGACAAAGCAUGAUCAAAUGGUCCCGGCAUUCAUUAUAAAGAGAUUCAGCAAUAUCCCUGGGAUGACUGGUCUUUGCAUAGCUGGCAUCUUUUGUGCUUCCUUAAGUACAAUAUCUUCAGCGUUGAACUGUGCUUCAACUGUAACAGUUGUGGAUUUCAUAAAACCUCUUCUUAAAUCGAAGCAGAUUACUGAGGAGAAAAUUGUUUGGUUGGCUAAAAUUUCGUCUCUCAUCUAUGGUGGAAUUUGCAUUGGUCUCAGCUUUUGUUUUCUGGGGGUAAAAAGUAUCAAACGGUUGGCACUCGUUGUUAUUUACGCAGCAGAUGGUCCAAUUUUGGCACUAUUUUUAGUUGCAGUUCUAUCAAGAAAGGCCAGUGACAAGUGUGUUUCAUUUGCUUUCCUUUUUGGAGUUAUACUAAUUUCUUGGAUAUCAUAUGGUUCUUUAUUUUCUGAUUACUCCCAACCAUUGCUGCCUAUGAGUGUGAGCGGAUGUCCAUCAUUUGAAAGCACUGCCAUUUCAAACGCAUCAUUAAUUACUCCAUCAUUUGCAAAAGAUAAUUCAACAGAGAAUAUCUUUAUUCUGUAUAGAAUUUCACAUGUUUGGUACAGUGGAAUUGGAUUUGUCUUAACUUCAGUUUGCAUAUUUGUUACUGUGCUAUUAACAGGUAUUCUAGAUGCAAAGGCAACUAAACUAACAACACCAAUGACGCAUGCAGCUACAGUGAAAGAAGAUUCAAGAACUCUACUCGCACUUGAUAUUGCUCUGAAACUCGUCAACAGAAAUCCUAUUCCAGCAUAUAUAAUAACAAAAUAUGACAAUAUGACGAAGAACACCAAUUUCCUGGUCGCAACUUCAAGUAACUCGCAGCAAUCAAUGACGCAACGAUAUCUUCGAACUUCCUCAUAGAAAUUUUCAGAGAACAAGGAUUUCUUUAUUAUUUGACCUUGAACUUGCAAAGCCUUUGACAAUCUGUUAGAAAAUGUAGAAAUAAUGACGACAGAUAAAGAAGGAAUCACAAAUUUUGAAAAAUAGUAGAUGCUCAUUGAAGUAAAAACAGAAAUUCUACUUAUAAAAUAAUUUUUGGGUGGUUUAAAACCACACAGCCAAAAUGAUACCCUUUUUUCAUGAUAAUCGUCUGUAAUGUUCAUAAAUGCAGAAAGAAAUAGCGGAUACAAUAAUACUAACAUUACAGCGACGUCUUCUUUAAUUUCCUUUCUGAUGCUUACCAUGUACUGAACUUGUCGAUAGGCCCGUAGAAACCUCAAGAAUCGAUUUGAAUUUAAACGCAUGUAGUGCCAAAUAAACAGAGCAAAUAUAUAUCCUAACACAACUCCACUUAUAUGCUUAAAUGACUGAGCACCGAGGACUCUAACCAUUAAAUAUAUCGGAUAAAAAAUAAGCAAAUGAGUUCCAAUACUUAGAGGAUAAAAAUAAUGUUUCAAUAUAAUCCAUUUACUUAAUUUAUUCUGCUUUUUAAAAUGCAAAACACCAAUUAUCUUCAGAGCGAAUGAUGUCCAAA